Ricinus communis (castor bean) is the source of this 1693-nucleotide messenger RNA. RefSeq lists its product as uncharacterized. The record is from RefSeq and is a predicted model, not a curated record. Gene Ontology annotation, biological process: signal transduction. The transcript is spliced from 10 exons. The coding region runs from base 254 to 1390 and encodes 378 amino acids. Lineage: Eukaryota; Viridiplantae; Streptophyta; Magnoliopsida; Malpighiales; Euphorbiaceae.
UCUACGACCCAAUUCUUUUUCUCUUUCGUUUUCUUCUUUUUUCAAAAAAAAAAAAAAAAAAAAAAAAAAAAACAAACGACUUUCAACUUUUGAACUCUCUCGUCUGGCGAUUGGACUCGUCAAAACUUUCUCCGUCUCUUGGAAUCUGAUUUCUGUUUUUUUUUCGUUCGCUGAGCUUUCCUUUCCUUUCCUUUCUCUACCUACGGCUUUCUCGAAUUAAUUUUCAAUUCGAUAUCUUUUCAUAGUUCGAGCAAUGCCUUCACCCGGCUCACCUCAGUGGCAGGAGAAGGCUACUGUUUUCUUUUCUUCCUCAGGAACGAAGCUUAAAGAAGCUGGGCAGUCAGCUGGAACCUUAGUGGGAGAUUUUGCAAAGGAUGCAAAGGUUAAUGUUGCUGAUGCAGCAGAACGAGUUGGGUCAGCGGUUAAAAGUCGGUGGACGUUUCUUCGGGAGCCAGCAACUAGGCAUAUUCUGCAGGAACAAUUAAUCACUGCAGCUGCUACUACUGGCAUGUUCUUGAGGAAGGGCAUGUCAGGUACAAAGGACAAAGUUGCUGUUGGGAAGACAAAAGUUGAAGAGGUGGCAAAAAGGACUGCACAAAAAAGUAAGACAAUUUUGACUGACAUUGAAAGAUGGCAGAAGGGAGUGGCAAGCACUGAUGUAUUUGGAGUUCCAAUUGAGGUCACUGUUCAAAGACAAGAAUCCAGCAGGCCUAUUCCCCAUAUUUUGGUCAAAUGUGCAGAUUAUCUCAUAUUAUCAGGAUUAAACUCAAUGCAGUUGUUUAAAGCUGAAGGAAAUAUAAAGGCUAUUCAGCAAUUGAUCUCUAUAUAUAACCAAGAUGCCAGUGCUUCAUUGCCAGAAGGUGUAAAUCCACUUGAUGUGGCAGCUCUGAUCAAGUUUUAUCUUGCAAGUCUUCCUGAACCUCUAACAACAUUUGAGCUCUAUAAUGAGAUUAAAGGUGCUCGCUCUAGCAUAUAUGCAAUGAAAAAUAUCCUGAAGAAGCUUCCUACUGUAAACUAUAUGACUUUGGAGCUUAUCACUGCACUGCUGCUCCGUGUCAGCCAGAAAUCACUUCUUAACAAGAUGGAUGCACGAAGCCUUGCCAUGGAAACCGCCCCUGUCAUUAUGUGGCGGAAAGAGCAGAAACCAGAAAUUUACAGGCAAUUCUGGAAUCAAGCAUCAAGAUAUUCUUCCAAGAAGAGCAUGGAUCAAGCACCUGUUUAUAGUGAAUGGGACAUGCUUUCAGAAGAAGGUGAAGGUAUGGAUGCUUCAUCCGCCAUUCCCUUGGAUGAUGGUACACCUAUGGAUUUUGGUGCUAUUGAGGUUAUUCAGUGUCUCAUAGAACAGCACAAUGCAAUAUUCACAGAUGCAAAUGAGACAGUGUGGAGGUAACCCAAGAAUCUUAGAAUGAAACCUGUUUCCUGGAUUCUUCAUGUGACUUGGUGUAACAGUUGGUGGUGUAGAGUGAUUAGUUCUGAUGGUGGAAUUCUAUUAUUCACAACCAUUGCUCAUCAGCAGGUAUUCAAGUUUUUUUGCCAAACCUAGGACUAUUGGAUGUGGUUUUGUAAAUUCUAGGGGUCAGGAAGUACUCAAUUUUGUUAAUAUUGAAACUUGAAAGUGCAUUAUUUUGCCUGAACAUGUUUUGUUUGUUUAGGAAAGGAAAGGAAAUCAAUAAGACAUGCAAUGUUUUAACAA